Molecule: messenger RNA, 2733 nt
Organism: Hydra vulgaris (swiftwater hydra)
Lineage: Eukaryota; Metazoa; Cnidaria; Hydrozoa; Anthoathecata; Hydridae
Product: NACHT, LRR and PYD domains-containing protein 1 homolog
Biological process (GO): signal transduction
Cellular component (GO): cytoplasm
Molecular function (GO): protein binding
Source: RefSeq, a predicted model, not a curated record
UGUUUUGUUUAUUUUUAUGUAUAGUAGAUCGUAAUAAAUAAUUCGGGAUCAGUGUAAAGAAUCAUUAUAAGUUGAAUUAAAGAAUAUACAGAACACUACUAUUUUGGAAUUUUAGAAAACUUUUUAAAGUGCAUUAAUAGACAUAAGUUGAACAUUCUUGUGGAAUCAGGGUUGGUAAUCAAAGAAAUCUCAAAAUGAAAAAAAGUAAUGCAUUUCCGGAGAAUGAUGAAAAUAUUUUAUUCAACCAAGUGUUCAAAUUAAAGCUUAGUGAUAGCGUCGGAGUUGAUUGGAGAACUCUUGGACGUUGGUUAAAAAUUAAAGACAACAUUUUAGAAAUGAUAGAUCAUGAAUAUAAUAAAACUAGUGAAAAAGGAUAUUCUAUGUUAAGUAAAUGGAUGCAAAUGAAUAAAGAACCAACACUUAGAAUGUUAAAAAAAGCUUUACAAAACAUGAAGCGAAUGGAUCUAAUAAGAGAAAUAGAUAUAAUAGCAAAUUCUUCAAAUCCACCUGAUAUUGCUAUUGAAGUCAAUAAAGAUAUAUCAGAGAUAUGCACAGCACUCAAAAAUUAUUAUCUUGUACACUAUGGAAAAAUAAAUGAAGUUCAACCGCUGUUAAAAGCUCCUGCAAAUGUUGAUCUAAAUCAGAAAUUUGUUGAUCUAUGUAUUGUUGAUGCAGUGAAUGUUCAAAAAGAUGCUGUUUUUAAUGAUGAAUUUAAGGGUUUUCUUCAGAAGCAAAUGAGUUAUACAUCAAUUCCAUAUGAUGAAAUAUUUCUGAAAGAAGAAUCUGUAAUUUUUAUAUCUGGAAUAGCUGGUAUUGAAAAAACUUGGUUGCUUAGAAAAUUUUUGCUUGAUUGGUCAAAUAAUUUAGUUUGGAAAAAUGUUGAUCUUGUUUUUUAUUUGGAAUGUAGAAUGCUAAAUCAACAUCAUAAUAUUUCGAAUAUUAAUGAACUGUUAAAUAUUUUCUAUAAAGAUAUUAUAAAUGGUUAUAAUUUCAGUAGUUAUGCUACACUGUUUAUAAUUGAUGGGUUAGAUGAAUUUAAAUAUUUAAAUGAGUUAAUAAGUCAAAAUUCGAGGUGUAACAAUCCAAUUGUUAAUGCUUUAGCAGAAAUUCAAAAGUUUAAACAUGUGAUUUCUGGUAGAGUUAACGCAGUUGAUCAAUAUCAAAGUAUAUAUACAGAGCAGAGUGAUAAACUAACAAUUCAAAUUAUGGGGUUUAAUGAAAAUGGGAUAAGGAAUUAUAUUGAAAAUAAUGUUUUAGAAGAAAAAAAACAACCUGUAAAAACAACUUUAAAGGAAUUUCCAAUUGCAAAGGCUAUGGCGUCUAUUCCAUUUUUUUUAUCUUCCAUGUGUAAAAUUAUUAGUGAUUCGAAAAUGCGUACAAAUUGCUUUUUAACUAUGACAGAUUUGUUUGCAAAUAUUUUUUUAUACUUUUUGCAAAAACACAUUAUCAAAAAUAAUAAGUUGAUAUACGAGAUAAUGGAAGAUCCUAUUUAUAAAAAAAGGAUUUUAAAUAUUUGUAAAAUUGCUUAUGAAUUGUUUGUUAAAAAUAAAGUAGUUUUUUCAAAAGAAGAAAUUCGAACCUAUGUCAGUGGCAGUGAUUGGACCAAUGAUAGUCUUUUUGGAUUUAUUGAAAAGGUUGAAACAAAUCUGGGCUAUUAUUUUCAGUUCUCGCAUUUGACUAUAAUGGAGUUUUGUGCCUCUGUAUAUGCAUAUAAUUGUUUAAGCAUCGAAGAUAUUAUGGCCAGCAAAAUGUUAAGAAGUUGUUUACCAAUGAUUUGUGGAUUAGCCAAUAAAGACCAAAAUAGUUUAUCAAAAUUUCUUGUUAAUCUAAAUUCUUCAAAAGAAUCUUUUUCUAUUUUUGGAAACGUCUUCUCUAAGAAAAGAGUGAUUCGUUGUUCUGGAAUUAUAAGUAUAUUAGAGAGAAUUUCUUACCUCACUUUCAAUGGAGAAAAAAGCUACUUAGUUAAAACGGUUAACAAAAGUUGAAACCGACAACAAGGAGUUAGAGCAUGCGUUUUUGUCAUCAAGAUUAUAAAGGACAUUAAAUAAUAAUUUAAUUUUAUUUAAACAGUUAAAAAAUUUUAAUAUUUUUAUUUAAACAGCGUCUUUUACUUAACAAAGAGUUUAGCUUUUAUCAAUUGUAAGCCCCAAAUCAAUUAAAAUACUUUUCGUAGUUAAGCGAAUCCAACAAAGCCACAUGACUUAAUACAGGUCUUACUAGAUUAAAUGGUACGAGUAGCAGCAGGAUCAUGAAUAUAUUAAAAAGUUUGUCAAAAUAUUGGUUUUAAAAUUGAAAUAAAUAUUAGUUUAAAAAAAAAGAGUUUUUUUGAUGUCAGAAAAUUGUUCAGAACGUGAUUAAGUAUAGUUAAAACAAUUGUUAAAUAGCUUCUUUUAUCUCUCGCGUAUAUAAUGUAAAUAAAAUUUAUAAAUCUAUCUUUAAAUUUGGCUCUCACAUAAGCUGGAAAAAAAAAGUUUGAUAAUAUAAUGACCUUCGCAAUAACACACUUCUUAAUAAAGUUAUUAUUUUCAGACUUUUUUCCUGCUCACUAAAAACAUAUUAAACAUGGCAAACAUGACAAUUUUAUAGAUAGAUUUUUAAAAGAAUUACUAAAAUCUGGAAUUUUCUGCUUAAUUAUAUAGUCUAUUUAACUUUAUUGUUUAGAUUAAAUUUAGAAAUUUGAAACAUAAAGUUAAACUGGGCUUGACUUUAUGUUACACGUUUGUGUACUUUGGU